GUUAAGUCUACAUGAUACCGUUUGAAUUAUUUGUGUUGUUAGCGUCGCUCAUAUUCAUCAAUCUUACACCAAUCUCCUGCCUGAACCAUUCGGUCCAUUCCCAAUCUUACCGUGGAAAGAAAGCAAAUCAAUCAGAGUGGAAACUUCCGGUUAAGAAUCUCAAAAAAUGUCUCCUCUCGUACUGUUAAGCGAUGGUUGUGCUUUUAGCAGCCCCAGAUGUUAUGGUGGAAAGUUAAAGGGUUCGAAGUCAAGAUCAAGGUUCAUCAUAUCUAAGAUCCUUAAGAGAAAAUAUGCAGCCACCACCAAGUCCAAGUGUAAGUACUUUAAAUCCAACGCCAUUUCAUUGUUGAAUGCUUGUCUUUCCAUGAAGAACAAGAUUAAAUUUAUGGGUACUGAAGAAAAAUUUGCAGCCCAGCCGCCCCAUGAAGUGAGAAAUAAUCAGCAGAUGACACAAAGAGACAGAGAAAUGUUGCGGUGGACAUAUGGGGUAUGCAUUGAUGGCAAAUUUUCAUUGGUGUCGAUGGGGAUGAUGUUGAGUUCAGGGUGUUAUCUACCUAUAGUUGAUAGAAAUGGGUUGUUAUUGGGAAAUUUCAGGGAGUUGGAUGAUAUGAGUAUAUGACUAUUUGUGUUUUGUAAGCUGCAUAAUUUGGUAUUGGUUUUGGGCGCCAGAAAAUUGUUUGUAAGAUGGUUUUGUUCCGCUUCUCUUUUAUUUUAUCAGAGCU
Molecule: messenger RNA, 722 nt
Organism: Oldenlandia corymbosa var. corymbosa
Lineage: Eukaryota; Viridiplantae; Streptophyta; Magnoliopsida; Gentianales; Rubiaceae
Source: the annotation of a GenBank genome assembly